AUGGGUGAAGUUUUUGAAGAAUAUCCGUCGCUGGAAGCGUUGAAAAGCCUAGAUGAGAUCGAAGAACUAGCCACGCGGCUAAUCAGCAAAGAAGCAUGGGCAUUCAACUUUGCCGCUUCAGGAGAUCUCAUCUCCAAACGUCUGGACGCAGAAGCCUACAAGUCCAUUCUGUUGCGUCCCCGCAUCUUUGUCGACGUUGGCAAAUGCGACUUAUCCACGCAAAUAAUGGGACAGCUCUCAGGACUCCCGAUUUUCAUUUCCCCCAUGGCAAUGGCCCGACGAUUCCAUCCUGCUGGAGAGGCAGGCAUCACUCAGGCAUGUCGGGAAUUAGGCAUUAUGCACAUAAUCUCAAAUAAUGCUUCUAUGACUCCCGAAGAGAUUGUCGAUGCUGGUCCAGAUCAAAGUCAUGGAUUCCAGCUUUAUGUUCAACAAGACCGGAAAGAAAGUGAAGUAGUGCUGGAACGAAUCAAUAAGCUGAAAGCAAUCAAAUGUCUUGUUUUGACACUUGAUGAGCCAGUUCCAGGGAAACAUGAGCUUGGGGGGAAAGAAGGUGGUAGAAGAGAAGCAGAAGACAAAAUUGAGAACACGUCACGACUCAAACCUGCCGUUGCAUCAAUUUCUGGACCGGCGUAUGAUCUGACUUGGAAAGAUACACUGGAAUGGGUUACGCAACACACAGAACUACCUAUUGUUCUGAAAGGCGUACAAACACAUGAAGAUGCGUAUAUCGCUUCUCAAUUUCCUCAAGUGAAGAGUAUCAUACUGUCGAACCAUGCCGGCCGUGUACUUGACACCGCUCCUCCGUCAAUUUAUACAUUAUUGGAAAUCCGCAAAUACUGCCCGGAGGUAUUUGACAAAGUGGAUGUUCUAGUUGAUGGAGGAAUUCGCAGGGGUACAGAUGUUGUAAAAGCGAUAUGUUUGGGUGCGAAAGGUGUCGGUAUUGGUCGAUCAGUAUUCUGGGGACUUGGUGCUGGAGGGGUUCGUGGAGUUGAGAGGACAAUUGAAAUUAUGGCGGACGAAAUAAGAACUUGUAUGCGGUUGUUGGGUGUGAGAAACGUAGCGGAUCUAGGUCUUCAACACGUCAAUACAUCUAUAAUAGAGCAACAACUCUAUAAGGGUCCAUCUGGACUCCAGGGUGCUCAAGUGUCAGUAUAG
This is a messenger RNA of Talaromyces marneffei, 1155 nucleotides long. RefSeq lists its product as uncharacterized. Bases 1 to 1155 code for a protein of 384 amino acids. NCBI's taxonomy places the organism in Eukaryota, Fungi, Ascomycota, Eurotiomycetes, Eurotiales, Trichocomaceae. The transcript is spliced from 4 exons. Gene Ontology annotation, molecular function: FMN binding; oxidoreductase activity. The record is from RefSeq and is a predicted model, not a curated record.